Molecule: messenger RNA, 372 nt
Organism: Selaginella moellendorffii
Lineage: Eukaryota; Viridiplantae; Streptophyta; Lycopodiopsida; Selaginellales; Selaginellaceae
Product: cysteine and histidine-rich domain-containing protein RAR1-like
Exons: 5
Coding region: 1-372 (123 amino acids)
Source: RefSeq, a predicted model, not a curated record
AUGUCAACCUUUGCUGAUAGACCCCUGUUUCACGACGGUGGGAAACAAUGGAGCUGCUGCAAACAGCAGAGUCACGAUUUUAGCUUGUUCUUAAGCAUUCCAGGCUGUACGCAAGGAAAGCACACAUCAGAGAAACCAAAGCCAGCUCCCAAGCCAAGCAAAACUUUACCCAGGGAGACGCCGGCAUGCUUGAGAUGCAAACAAGGUUUCUACUGUUCAGAUCACGGAAUAAAGGCUGCGGAAAGGCAUUCACCGAGCGAGAGAACCAUGAAACUGCUUGCAGUUAUCAUCCGGAUGAUAGCUGUUUUUCACGACAGAUCGAGAGGAGAUAUUGACACUGCGCGUGAAUUGGAACAGGUGUAUACGGCGUAA